Molecule: messenger RNA, 1080 nt
Organism: Labrus bergylta (ballan wrasse)
Lineage: Eukaryota; Metazoa; Chordata; Actinopteri; Labriformes; Labridae
Product: protein Wnt-8a-like
Biological process (GO): cell fate commitment; multicellular organism development; canonical Wnt signaling pathway
Cellular component (GO): extracellular region
Molecular function (GO): cytokine activity; frizzled binding
Source: RefSeq, a predicted model, not a curated record
AUGGGACCUUUGAAUUUUCUUCCAGCCUUGGUUCUAUCCAUGUGCUGUCAUGUCCAGUUUACAUUAGCUUGGACAGUGAAUAACUUCCUCAUGACUGGACCAAAGGCUUUUCUGACCUAUGCCAGCAGUGUGCAGUUGGGCGCACAGAGUGGAAUACAAGAGUGUAAACACCAGUUUGCGUGGGAGAGGUGGAACUGUCCAGAGAACACGCUCCAAUUAUCCACACACAACGGCCUGAGAAGUGCCACAAGGGAGACAUCUUUUGUCCAUGCCAUCAGCGCAGCCGGGGUGAUGUACACGCUCACCAAGAAUUGUAGCAUGGGUGACUUUGACAACUGUGGCUGCGAUGACUCCAGGAUUGGACAGACAGGUGGACGAGGGUGGAUUUGGGGUGGCUGCAGUGAUAAUGUGGCAUUUGGAGAGAAGAUCUCCAAACAGUUCGUGGACGCACUAGAAGGUGGUCAUGACUCGCGGGCAUCAGUCAACCUGCACAACAAUGAAGCAGGCAGACUGGCAAUCAAAGCUACCAUGAGGAAAGCCUGUAAGUGUCACGGAGUGUCCGGGAGCUGCAGCAUCCAGACCUGCUGGAUGCAGUUGGCCGACUUUAGGGAGGUGGGGAGCUACUUGAAGAUGAAGCACGAACAAGCGAAGAAGCUGGAGAUGGACAAGAAGCCUGCAAGGGCCGGAAACAGUGCAGACAACAGAGGAGCCAUCGCGCACACUUUUCGGAGCAUCGCUCGGACGGAGCUGAUUUACCUGGAGGAUUCCCCGAAUUACUGCGUCAAGAACCUUAGCCUGGGUUACCAGGGCAUGGAGGGGAGGGAGUGUCUGAAGGGGAGUAAGAGCACCGGUCAUCGGGAGAAAAAAAGCUGCCGCAGGCUGUGCUCUGAAUGCGGCCUCAGAGUGGUGGAGAAGCGCAUUGAGGUUGUGAGUAGCUGCAACUGCAAGUUUCACUGGUGCUGCACAGUCAAGUGUGACAAAUGUAUGCAGGUUGUUACUAAAUAUUACUGCGCACGUAGAGACGGCGGAAGAAAACCACAAAACAAAACGAGGCGCAGACACCGCGAGCGUCGGCAAUGA